Molecule: messenger RNA, 1353 nt
Organism: Ipomoea triloba (trilobed morning glory)
Lineage: Eukaryota; Viridiplantae; Streptophyta; Magnoliopsida; Solanales; Convolvulaceae
Exons: 1
Coding region: 1-1353 (450 amino acids)
Molecular function (GO): nucleic acid binding; zinc ion binding
Source: RefSeq, a predicted model, not a curated record
AUGGGAAGGAGCGUGGGCUAUGCCUGCCUCCUUAAGCGGCUUACGGCAAUAUGGCGGCCAAAAGCACGAAUGGAACUAGUCACUGUUGACAACGACUACUAUCUAGUCAAGUUCUCGUUAGUGGAUGAUUACGAGUUUGCGAAAUAUGGAGGGCCUUGGAUGGUGCUUGAUCAGUAUUUAAUAGUAAAGGAAUGGAUUCCAAAUUUUGAUCCUUUUACGGACAAAACUGAGAGAAUGAUUGUGUGGAUUCGAUUCACAUGCCUCCCAGCCGAGUAUUUUGAUCACAAGUUUUUUAUGAGAGUUGGAGAGAAGAUUGGUCGCCCGAUCAACAUUGACAUGGCUACAAGUUUGGUUUCCAAGGCGAGCUUUGCAAGGGUUUGCGUGGAAGUGGAUAUCACAAAACCGCUGCUUGCUAAGUUUACGUUGAGAAACAAGGUUCGCCCUUUAGUGUAUGAAGGGUUGCACCAAAUCUGUUUCAAAUGUGGCACGUACGGGCACACCGUCGAAACAUGCAGCUUGAACCAUGCAGAGCAUGUUUCUCAUGGUUCAAGCGCCGAUGACAGCACUCGACCGGAAGAGGCUUCCGGCGCCAGCAACGGUAACAAAGAUGGUCAGAAAGGAAGGGAACAGGGAAGCGGGGAAACUUCCUUAAUUAGACCGGAGAUUAUGGAAGACUAUGGCACAUGGAUGAUUGCCCCGAAACGAAAAAGGAACUAUACCAAAAAUCAAGAAAAUCGCAAUCAAGGUGCGAGAGAUUAUGGAAAGAAAAAUCACGAGGGGAAGGAUCAAGAGAGAACUGCUAACGGGAAGAAAAUCAAGCAAAGUAAGGGAACAAACACAGACCGGGAAGGAAAAGGGUCCGGAUCAAGAUAUGCUACACUAGCAGAGGAUAACAUGCAUGAGGAAGUUUACGAGGGAAAUAUGGAAGACCAAAGUAAUGGGGUAUCUAAUGAGCAGCCAAAACAAGGAGAAAGCUCAAAACCUGGGGUUGCAACCAAAGGAAAGAGGGCAUCGGUACAAGCAUCCGAGAAGCAAAUCGAAGGGAAUAAUAAACAUGGGACUCACAAAAAACAACCUGUGCAAAAUAAGCAAAACCCACCUCAUGUGCGACGUGAACAGACACAAAGAACAAAUCCCAACCGGGCAGCUGCUGAGAAUGAACACACGUUGGUGACUGGAGACAAGAAUGGAGCGACAACGUCCCAUGUUGUGCGGUUGGAUGAGGGCGACCAGUCUAACUGCAUUCCUAUUGAGGAACUGACUAACCCUGAGCAUCAUGGUGACCCCCCGGAAACUAGGCUUGGUGAUUCCUCAACAGUGGCAGAUGAGGAUGCGUUUUUGGAUAGCUUUUGA